Messenger RNA from Clupea harengus (Atlantic herring), 1145 nucleotides. Its product is annotated as sulfotransferase 2B1-like. NCBI's taxonomy places the organism in Eukaryota, Metazoa, Chordata, Actinopteri, Clupeiformes, Clupeidae. The record is from RefSeq and is a predicted model, not a curated record. Gene Ontology annotation, molecular function: sulfotransferase activity.
ACCCACGCUCAGAGAUAGCUGCUCACCCACAUACACACGGACAGAGAAGAGGCAGGCUCACCAGAGUCACUACUAUCCCACACACACAGAUGCGUUCGGUGAAGUUUCAACAUGGAAUGCAAGUAUCUGACCUACCAUGGGCUGCUGCUUCCAACAAUAUCUCACUCUGAAGACAGUCUGGAAUAUUUUGAGAAAUUUCAGGUCAAAGAUGAUGAUGUGUUCGCCAUCACUUACCCAAAGUCAGGCACCACGUGGAUGCAGGAGAUUCUGCCUCUGAUCCUUAAUGGAGGGGACUUUACCCCGGUGAAGACAAUCCCAAACUGGGACCGAGUUCCUUGGCUGGAGGAAACACGAGCUGCUCUAGUCAUGGAUAAAAUGACCCAGCCAAGACUGAUGGUGUCACACAUGCCUUAUGAGUUAAUGCCUCCCUCAUUCUUCUCUUCUAAAGCCAAGGUCAUAUAUGUGGCACGCAACCCUAAAGAUGUUGUGGUCUCAUCUUUCUUUUUCCAUCAAAUGGCCAGUUGCCUUGGUGAUCCUGGGUUGUUCGAAGAGUUUCUGGAUAAGUUUCUCGCAGGGAAAGUGAUGUUUGGAAAGUGGACAAACCACGUUAGGAGCUGGAGACUCACAGAUCUGGGAGACAGAAUUCUAUAUGUCACCUAUGAAGAUAUGAUUGAGGACCUAAAAGGAGUUGUUAGGCGCUUUUCUGACUUCCUUGGUCAAAAGAUGAGCGAGGAGACUCUGGAACAGGUGGUCAGUCAUUGCAGUUUCAACACUAUGAAGACCAAUGCCAUGUCCAACUACUCACUGGUGCCACAAGAGCUGAUGGAUAGCAAGAAGUCAGCUUUCCUUCGUAAAGGCAUUUCAGGGGACUGGAAAAACCAUUUCAGCCCUGAGCAGGAAGAGAAAUUCUCAGCUGCCAUUAAAGACGAGAUGAGGGGAAGUAACAUUCAGUUUCCCUGGGAUGAAGACCAACCUGUAGCUGUAUGACAAGGUCUCAAGGAAACUCAUUCCCAGUCAUUCUCUCAUUUUAAUUACUAAGAGUAAUUAAAAGUACAUUAUUAAGAGUACAUAUUCUUCCACUCUGGUCACGAUUCAUGGCACAGUGUGUGUAAAUGUUACUUGGUAAAGAUUGUAUGAAAGACAAA